UAUAGCACUCUUCCAUAGCAAAUGCAUUACUCUGAGCGAUUUAAAUGGAUAGAUUUGUAUGUAAAGCCAAUUUUGCGAGUUUUAAAUCAUAAUCCGGGCCUGAUUGUGCAUGCAGGACGUCCCAGGACAGGACUCUCAUCUGAAGGAAUGCUGCUCUUCUCGACUGACUCAGGAGCUCAGCAGAUCUUCUGUAAGGUGUCGUGCUGAAACAGUGUAUAUCAGUCUGGAUUUUCUGGCUAGUUCACUGUCGCCCUUCUGCUUUGCACGGAACCUGACACAUCAGCUGAUUCAUCUAAUACAGUUACAAUGAAAAGGAACAGCGUUUAUAAGUUUUUGUCGGUGUUUUCUUGUCUAUUAGUUUGUGUUUUCCUUCUAUUUUGGGUUUUUGUCUUUUAUUCGAUGGUUUUGGCACCCUGAAGCUUUUUUUUUUGGACAUUAACGCAGCACAAGAGUAUUUGAAACCCAUCUAAACCGCUUAAGCGACUGGUUUAUGAUAUUUUACACCGUUUCCUCAGCGGGAUGAUUUGACGCUUCAAAACAUUUAUCAGAAAAGCGUGUGCGCUAACCCAGACUUAGAUUAGAAAGCGUUUUUUAAGAUGUCAGCAUAUUAAAUAUAAAGUUUUAACCAGUUGUAUCAUCGCGAAACCGCCACCACGAUUGGCUUCCAUUCUGUCGGUACCUGUUUUCUUAUUGAAUUAAUUUUAAAGUAAUUUGUGAAGCGUUAGCUCUGCUACGAAACCAAAACAAACCGACUGCGCGUGCGUGCACGCUAACCGUGGUCACAUGACCCCAACCAGGACGCGCUCGUCUGGAAUCAGCAGCUUCAGUGCUGAUGGAAGCCGAGUCGACGGAGAGAGGCGCAGCCGCCCUAAAGCUGCAGUUUGCCCCCUUCUGCAGCGCCCUGGAGGCAGGAUUCUGGCAGCAGCUCACCCAGAAGAAGCUCAACGACUUCCGCUUGGACGAGAGUCCAAAAAACAUCAAAGGCUACUACUAUAACGGUGAUGCUGCUAGCCUGCCCACACGCUUGACACUGGAGUUCAGCGCAUUCGAUGUUGAUGGAGCCUCACCGGCUUGCUGCUGUCCAGCUUCUGGAACUCUGUACAACACCAACACAUUAGAAGCCUUCAAAACCACAGACAAGAAAGCUCUGCUGGAUAAAGCAGCCAAUGAGAUUUGGAGCGCUAUUCAGUCCGGUGCUGCGCUGGAAGACUCCUCCAUCCUUAACAAAUUCAUCCUCUUGACAUUUGCGGAUCUGAAGAAAUAUCAUUUCUAUUAUUGGUUCUGCUCCCCUGCCCUUUGCUUUCUGGAGGGGGUCCAGCUGGAGCAGGAGCCGGUGUCAUUAGAGCAAAGCUUCUCUGCCAAACAGGUGCGCAGAAGAUAUAUGCAUUUCUAUUCACUAAAUUCAAAUCACGUCCUGUCUGCCACCUCGAUUCAUUUUCUGCUCAAGUACACAGAAGAGAGUGUUGAAGUCGCUCCUCUAAAGGACUUGAUCUCCUUCUUCCCAGACCUAAAGAAGAUUACUGUGUGUGUGUAUGACCCGUGCACGCUUCCUCAACAUCCAGGCUGGCCUCUCAGAAACUUCCUCGUCCUGCUCGCAAAGCAAUGGGGUUCACAGCUGGAUGUGCUGGAGGUUCUGUGCUUCAGAGACAGGACUCUACAAGGGAGCCGCUCGAUUCAGCACAGCAUCAUCUUUCGGGUCAAGCUGCCGGACCUCACGGCUUCUGCAGUAUGUCCAAAGAGUGUGGGUUGGGAGAAGAACCCUAAAGGAGCGAUGGGACCUCGUAGCGUCAAUCUCAGUGAAUGUAUGGACCCUAAAAGGUACUAAACAUCUGGCAUCAGUUUACACAUUUCGUUGAUUUCCUCAAGGCUUGUGGAUAAGGUCGUGUCGACGAGGUGUCUGUUGCUGGGAGCUGGGACUCUGGGAUGCAAUGUGGCAAGAACACUGAUGGGCUGGCGUGUGAGACACGUCACUUUCGUGGACAACGUGAGGAUCUCCUACUCGAACCCGGUGCGUCAGCCGCUCUGUGAGUUUGAAGACUGUCUGAGUGGAGAGGCUAAAGCUCUCGCCGCAGUGGACAGACUGAAGAAGAUCUUCCCUGGUGUGAUUGCAGAGGGCCACAACAUGAGCAUCCCAAUGCCAGGCCACCCAGUGAACUUCUCCGAGCUGACAAUGGCUCAAGCUCGGCAGGAUGUGGAACAGCUGGAGAAGCUUAUCUCUGAACACGAUGUGGUCUUCCUGUUGAUGGACACUCGUGAGAGCCACUGGCUUCCGACAGUCAUCGCUGCUAGCCAGAGAAAGCUGAUAGUUAACGCUGCUCUGGGAUUUGACACGUUUGUGGUAAUGAGACACGGCCUUAAGAAACCCAAAGAUUCACAGUCUGAAGAGACCAGGCCCACGUCUGCUUCCUCCAACUCCUCGUCUUCCUCCACAGCAGCAGCCACCAUCACACCAGGAGCAUCUCUGUUCUCCAACAUACCUGGACAUCGUCUCGGCUGCUACUUCUGUAACGAUGUGGUCGCCCCUGGAGACUCCACCAGAGACAGAACUCCGGACCAGCAGUGCACUGUGAGCCGUCCUGGUCUGGCCAUGAUCGCCGGAGCCCUGGCCGUGGAGCUGAUGGUCUCUAUACUCCAGCACCCAGAGGGAGGUUACGCUGUGGCCAGUAGCAGUGAUGACCGGAUGAAUGAACCCCCAACCUCUCUAGGUCUCGUCCCCCAUCAGAUUCGAGGAUCCUGUCAAGAUUUGACAAUGUUCUUCCUGCAAGUUUGGCGUUUGACAAAUGCACUGCAUGCUCUCUGAUAGUUCUUGAUAAUUAUGAGCGAGACGGGUUCCGAAGGUCUUCAACUCAUUGCAUUCGUUCCUGGAGGAUCUGACCGGCUUGACUUUACUCCAUCAGGAGACUCAGGCAGCUGAGAUCUGGGACAUGAGCGAUGAGAGCAUCUGAAGAAACCGCUGGACACACAGAAGGACGCUCCUUUAACUGGCGGUGAUUUUCGGUGCUCUUACACUGGUUUCUCACUGCACAAUGACCCUUCAUCAUAUACUAUUACAGCUGUCAGAGCUUGUCUGUGUCGGGAUAGACACCAGAGAUGAUAAACUGAUGCUGUGAUCUGCUCUGGUCUAGACAUCGAGUCCAGCGGUGAUUAGUCUUAAAAACUGUCAUUUACACACCCUCAUAUUGCUCAAAGACUUGGUUCAGCUUCAAAACACAACAGAAGAUAUUCUGAAGAAUAUUGGGACCCAAAAGGUUGAUGGUAGCGAUCGUCUUCAUAGUAUUUUUUUCUCCAAAAUAGAUGUCAAUGGCUAUCGUCAACUGUAUGGUUACCAACAGGCUUCAGAGUAUCUUGUGUUUAAAACAAUGUGAGAAUGAGUAAAUUACAGAUUUUUAAUUUUUGGGUGAAGGUUUCUUUUCCUGCCCAUAGUUUUUGUCCUCUGGACAGUUUAUAUGGCAUCUGUGCUGACUAAGAUCCUGCCUUAAGCCAUUUUUUUUUUAACUGGCCUAAUGUUCAUUAAAAGUGUAGUAGAUUGUUUAUGGCAGUGGUCUGGACCUUCCCUGAGUUCAAUGCCAAUGCAAACCCCCCUGAACUGAAGAAGUGUUGUGGAUCAUUGUAAAAGGACAGCACUGAGCUCUUGGUUUGCAUUCACAAGUGAAUGUUCUCAUCUGUCCUCGCACCACUGCGCUGUAACGCUCUAGAAAUGUGGCAUUCUGAAACUUGCCAUUUGU
This is a messenger RNA of Cyprinus carpio (common carp), 3725 nucleotides long. RefSeq names its product ubiquitin-like modifier-activating enzyme ATG7. NCBI's taxonomy places the organism in Eukaryota, Metazoa, Chordata, Actinopteri, Cypriniformes, Cyprinidae. Gene Ontology annotation, cellular component: phagophore assembly site; cytoplasm. The record is from RefSeq and is a predicted model, not a curated record. Gene Ontology annotation, molecular function: Atg8 activating enzyme activity; Atg12 activating enzyme activity. The transcript has 20 exons. Gene Ontology annotation, biological process: protein modification by small protein conjugation; piecemeal microautophagy of the nucleus; C-terminal protein lipidation.